CGAAAUUACCUCAGCCAUGGCAGUGCUACACCGUGCAUUAUUCACCUGGUUCCUCCUCCUGGUCUUUCUCAUCUUGCUUGCACUCCGGCUUGACCACAGAACCCAUUGGAAUUGGUUCAUUGUCUUUAUCCCUAUGUGGUUCUAUGAUGCACUUCUUCUCAUAUACAUCAGCAUCCAUAUGAUCAAUGAAUGCCGCACGGCUGUGGGAGUAUCAGGUGGCUCACACCACCGCACGGCCAGGCAGCGUCUCUCAGCCAUCCUGAAGCGGGUCUGGCCCCUGCUGGCUGUCAUUCUCAAAAUGGCAUUCAUGGUGGCCCUGUGCCUAAAGCAGCAGAAUCCUGAUGCAGGAAUUACGUCCUACCAUGUUCUGUUGCCGCUGUGGAUUCUCCUGCUGGGUCUGUGCAUAAAUGUCCUGCAUUGCUUAGUGUUGCAGCACCAAGAUCGGUUUCCAUGAUGUGUAGGGAAUGGGAGAAGGGCAGUGAGUGAGAAAUUUUGCUGUGUAUGUAAUUAUAUGAACUGUACAAAAUGUCGCGUGGACUAAUGAGUGUUGCAUAGGGAGGAGAAGUCCUGGAGAUUAUUAUUCCUUUUUUUAGAUAUAUUUUUUCUAUUAUUAUGUGGAUGUAUUUGUAAAGUAUUUGUAUCUACAAUUUUCUUACUAAAUUCAUAAAAUUUUCAAAUAACAAAAAUAUUAUAAUUUCUUCAGGAAUAUGUAGAGGGUGAUGCUUAAACUUGCAGUGAUAAAACAAAGAAAUCCUAAAAUUUGUUUAUCUUCUAAAUGCAAAAUAUUACCCUGUGUUGAAAAAUUAAGGGAAAUGCUUUUUUUUUUUUUUUUGACUCUUAUAAUGUAUAAUAAUUCCAUAGAAAGCAUAUUUAAAGGUCAUUUAGAUAGGCUGAACUUGUUUUUCUUAAUUGAAAAUUAUAACUGAGAUGAAAUACUUAAAAGAUAUAGUAUUUCCAUUUUUUCUUUUAAUAUUAUACAGGUGCUAAAAUAAAGCCUUUUAAUAAUUUCUGAAGAAGUUUUGUACUUAUUGUCUCUUGGGUUUACUUAUUACCUUUAUAAAAGCUCUGUUGGUGAAUUAGAAUUUUGUUUAGUUCAUGUCCUGUGAAGUAAUAUAAAAUGAAGGGAUUUUGGUUUUGUCUUCCAAAGGAGACCAUAAAGUUUGUUUUUUUAACUUCUCUUUCUUUUUAUUAUAGAGUGAGUGAUAUAGAUGUAGAUAAAAGUCUGCCUCUUAUAAAUAUAAUUUAAUGUAUCUGGAAAAUUGAUGAUUAGGUAAAUUUGUAAUGAAAAUAAUUAUUGUGUUAAUAACAUUAUGGCACAGACUCUUAUUAUCACAGAGGACUCUUAAACAAAUGUUAUAUGCAUGAGUCUGUGAAAGUAAAAUAUUUUUUGGGAGAAAAUACUAUCAUUAAAUAAAAAUUUUGCAGGGAUACAAAUCAUGUCAUCUAAUAUAUAUAAUGUAAAACUGAUGAAAGCUUAGUUAUUAACAAGAUCUUAUUCAUGGGACUUUUUUUCCCAAUAGUCAAAGGAGAGUCAAUGGGUAAUGCACUGAAGAGACAGUCUUUCCCAGUGUUAUUAAACCCACUUUAUGAGCGGCUUUAUAGUAUCAGAACAUUAAAGGAAAGAGUAAAGUUAUUGGUUUGUGUUUUUGUAAGUAGUAAUGUGGUCAGAUAAGAGCAACGAAUAAGGGGAAAAGACUUUGUGGCAAAGAUGCCUAAAUGUAUUGUCUUGGUAGGAGGAAUUGUUCCUGUAAAUUCUGUUACUGUCAUUUUUUCAACAUAUUUCUGGUCAUGCAACUUAUGGCUAGAUUCUGCAUUUUGGUAGCUAGUGUAGAAUUUUUUUUCCAUUAUUUAUGACAAGGUUUUACAAAGACAAAAAUCUGAUGCUUUGGGUUUAAGUUUUGAAAGUCAAUUUUUUUUUUUUUUUUUUUUUUCUUUUAAUGAAAGUUUGAUUUUUUUUUUUUUUAUAAAUAUAUUUGAGAUGUUGGAGGAAUAUUUUAAAUCUCAGCUCCAGUAUCGGUGAUUUACAAUGGUCUGUGUUACAAAAGCUCAAGUAUUUAUCCUUAAUUCCUGAUAUUUAUGUUAUUAAGAUUUUCGUGUUUCAGUUACAUGCAUUAUGAACAUUACCAUUUUGUUGACUUAAGAGAAGUGGAGAUGGUGUAUUUAUUUACUAAAUUAUAUUUCUGAAUGCUGAAUAAAGGAGUCUUGAUACUGAAAGUUAAGAUAUAUAAUUUAUGUGCAAAAACAUGAUAACAUCAACAUGAAAACUUUUGAAGUGUUAGCCACAUCUUUAUUCAUUGAAUUUUGUUUGUCAGUUCCAUUGAAACAUGAAUAAAAGCAAACUUCAGAUUCAAAC
Messenger RNA from Penaeus chinensis, 2353 nucleotides. RefSeq names its product transmembrane protein 60-like. The coding region runs from base 17 to 454 and encodes 145 amino acids. The transcript has a single exon. The record is from RefSeq and is a predicted model, not a curated record. NCBI's taxonomy places the organism in Eukaryota, Metazoa, Arthropoda, Malacostraca, Decapoda, Penaeidae.